AUGGCGCAGACUGCCGCAGAGGCUCCCUCAGCUGCUUCAAAAGGCUCAAGUGGAAUGGCCCGUCCCAUCAGCGCGAAGCAGAAGGAGGCACUGCAUCAAAUCACAGCCCUGGUUGACCCUCAGGGCAGGCAUGGUGCUCGAAGAGUCCUUGCAGCCAUGAUCUGGUUGGGGCUGGACCCGGAGGACCUCGACGGGUCCAAGGACCAGAAGAUUGAGGUUUCCUCCAAAGUUCCAGAUGCCGAAAAGGCCAGAAGAAUAAAGGAGGAGCGUGUCGAAGUUUGGGAGGGCCUGAAGAAGGCUCGACUUAUCGAGUUGGAGAGGAGGCUGCAAUUUAUGUCCGAGCAAGAUGUGCGACGGUGCUUGCGGGUGAAGCUUGGCGAGGGCAUUCGCAUGGUUACCGAUGAUGACCUGCCUCCCGUAACGGCCCUGGAAGGAAUGGGGGAUUUUGAGGAGUUGCAGGCAAGAGCGUUUCAGAAGAUCAAGGAUGAGCAGCAGAGGAAAGCUGCGUUGCUAGCGUCAGGCUUUCUCAUGGAGAAGAAGAGGUUAGAUGAGGCGGAUGCAAAGAUAGCAGCCCUGGAGCAGCGCCUCAAGGACUACAAAAAAGCUCAGGAAGAUGCCAUUGUGGCACGCAAGAAGGAGUCCGUCAAAGCUCAGGAGAAGCGACAGCAAGGAAUCCAGAAAGCUGCAAGGGACCGUGCGAAAUGGGAAGACGAGACUUACAACAACCUGAUGAAUCGCAUCACCCAGGCUAGGGCCACUCGAGCCAAGAGCUACUCCAAGGAGGGGAUGAGCAACGCCCUAGAGCUUGGACAGCAGCGGCGGCAGAAAUGCUUCGAUCAGGCCCUGGAGCGAGAAAAUGCGCUCCUGGAGAGUAUAGAAGCUGCCAGCCGAACAGCAGAAGAACGCCUGCAGAUCCGCCGGCAAGAGAUUGAGGACGACUGCAGGCGAAAGGCAGAAGAGUCCCAGGCUCGAUUCCAAGAGCGGCAGGUCAAAAUCUACGCGCAGACACAGGACUGGGUGGAGAAGAAGCUUGACGAUCACGCAAAAUUCAAGGCGCAUUACAAGAGUCGUAUUCAAGCAGGCAAAGACUUCAUGAAGACCCGCUCCAAAUCAGCUGGUGAGAUCACCAAGAAGGCACAUGAAAAGUGGCGGUCCAACUACAACAAAGUGCUUGCUGCUCAGACUCAGAACAACUCGAAUCUCCUGGCGCGACAAGAAGCUGCUCGAGUGAGAGCAGAGGAGACCAUGGCAUUGAAGCUGAAGUGUGCCAACGACGUCCACUCCUUCAAGGAGGUGAAGUACAAGACUUGGGGAGAGCUGCAAAGGCGGAGGAUGGAGGAAAUUCAGAAAGCCAGGGAGGCCCAGACACAAGCUUUGGUCAUCAAGAUUGCGGAGGGCCAAGCCAAGGCCCGUGCCAGAGACGAAGGCGCAAUGGAGGUGAAGAAUCGCAGGCAAAGAAUAGGAGCAGACACUCUCGCCCUGAACGAUCGAGCCAAGGAAGGCUUUAUCAAGAUCAAGAGCGAACCUGAUGAAAGGAGAAUUGUCAAGGUGAUGAGCGACCUUGGGUUUGUCAUGCCCAAGUUGCCCGACGAGGGUGAGGACGAGGAGGAGAAAAAGGCAUUCUGA
Molecule: messenger RNA, 1626 nt
Organism: Symbiodinium natans
Lineage: Eukaryota; Dinophyceae; Suessiales; Symbiodiniaceae
Source: the annotation of a GenBank genome assembly